GAUAAUUAGAUGAACCAUGGGCUGAGCGGUGCUCUGAGUUUGUCAUUGAAGGAGCUCGCACUUCCUUUCCGUCUCGCAAUCUUCUUUGAUUUGCGAGUUCCUUCCAUUCACGAACACGAACAUAAAUUUCUUCUCUAUUCAUUUCCAUUUCUUGCUGUUACUUCGAUUUCUCAGACAUGGAUUUGACUAUCAAGCUUCAUCAUCUUCAUCUCCGCUCGAGCUUUCUCACCGGCUCACCUCUGUUGGAUUCUCGGAAGACUGUAUUUGGGUCUUGUCAGCAUCAGGUUUCGAAUCGAACAGCCGCACAAUCCAUUGGAGGUAACUUCAAGAGUAUUAGAGCUAGUAGUUUACCCAAUCCUAGAAGAGCAAAUUCUAGAAUUGAAGCAGUGGCCGUAGAAGCAUCGGUUGCGGAAACUUCAACCAAAGAUGAUAUCGAAUCUUUGUUUUCGAGCGAUUCUGUCAGUGAAUUUGAUGGUAAACGUGUAUAUAAACAGUCAAAUGCUGGCGAUUCUCGAAUUUCAUCAGGCGUGAAGCUUGAAAAUGUGAGUAAGAGCUAUAAGGGUGCGACGGUAUUGAAGAACGUGAGUUGGGAAGUUAAAAAAGGCGAAAAAGUUGGUUUGGUUGGUGUAAAUGGUGCUGGGAAAACGACGCAAAUGCGGAUUAUUGCCGGUCUUGAAGAGCCUGAUUCAGGGAAUGUGAUAAAGGCAAAGGCCAAUAUGAAAAUUGCAUUUCUGAGCCAGGAAUUUGAGGUUUCGUUGAGCAGGACAGUGAGAGAGGAGUUUUUGAGUGCAUUCAAAGAGGAAAUGGAGAUAGCAACAAGGUUGGAGAAGGUUCAGAAGGCAUUGGAAAGCUCUGUGGAGGAUUUGCAGUUGAUGGGAAGGCUAUUGGAUGAGUUUGAUUUGCUUCAGCGGCGAGCACAAGCUAUUGACUUAGAUGAAGUGGAUGUUAAGGUCAGUAAGCUGAUGCCGGAACUUGGGUUUUCUGAGGAGGACUCAGACAGGUUGGUGGCUUCUUUUAGUGGGGGGUGGCAGAUGAGAAUGUCGCUUGGGAAGAUCUUACUUCAGGAGCCAGAUUUGUUACUAUUGGAUGAACCUACGAAUCAUCUUGAUCUUGACACUAUAGAGUGGCUUGAGGGUUAUCUCAACAAGCAGGAUGUGCCAAUGGUUAUCAUUUCACAUGACAGAGCUUUUCUGGAUCAGCUGUGUACAAAAAUCGUUGAAACUGAUAUGGGUGUAUCGAGAACAUAUGAGGGAAAUUAUUCACAAUAUGUUAUUUCAAAAGCUGAGUGGACUGAAGCUCAAAAUGCAGCAUGGGAGAAGCAGCAGAAGGAAAUUGAACAGACAAAAGACUUGAUAAGUAGACUAGGUGCUGGAGCAAAUUCCGGGCGUGCUUCCUCAGCCGAAAAGAAGUUGGAGAGGCUUCAAGAAGAGGAUCUUGUAGAAAAGCCAUUUCAAAGGAAACAAAUGAAGAUUAGGUUCCCUGAACGUGGGCAGAGUGGGAGAUCUGUUGUGUCAAUAAAAAAUUUGGAAUUUGGUUUUGAAGAUAAGCAGUUGUUCAAUAAAGCAAAUCUUAUCAUUGAAAGGGGUGAGAAGAUUGCCAUUCUUGGCCCAAAUGGAUGUGGAAAAAGUACACUACUAAAAUUGAUAAUGGGUUUGGAAAAGCCAAAAGGAGGUGAAGUUCUGCUUGGGGAGCACAACGUGUUGCCUAACUAUUUUGAACAAAAUCAGGCUGAGGCACUUGAUUUGGAGAAGACAGUGCUUGAGACAGUAGAGGAAGUUGCAGAGGACUGGAGAGUUGAUGAUAUAAAAGGUCUCCUUGGGCGUUGUAAUUUUAAAACUGAGAUGCUUGAUAGGAAGGUUUCGUUAUUGAGUGGUGGGGAGAAGGCACGCCUUGCGUUUUGUAAAUUCAUGGUAAAACCAUCAACGUUGCUGGUAUUGGAUGAACCGACAAAUCACUUGGAUAUACCUUCUAAAGAGAUGCUCGAGGAGGCAAUAAAUGAAUAUAGGGGCACUGUCAUCACUGUUUCUCAUGAUCGAUACUUCAUAAAGCAAAUUGUAAAUAGAGUCAUUGAAGUUAAAGAUGGAAAUUUACAGGAUUACGCGGGUGACUACAAUUAUUAUCUGGAAAAGAAUCUGGAUGCCAGGGAAAAAGAGCUAGAACGUGAGGCAGAGCUUGAAGAAAAGGCUCCUAAGCUUAAAGCCAAAUCCAAGAUGUCUAAGGCCGAGAAGGAAGCACGAAAGAAACAGAAGAUGCAGGCAUUUCAGCAAGCGAAAGCUAAAUCAAAAGGACUAAAGAAUGCCAAGAGAUGGAACUGAAUGAGACUUGUUUUUAAAGAACUCUCAUUGAUAACGUUAUUUCUUGAAAUUAAUGUUACUGAUAGAAAUUAGAAAGCCUAGGAGGUGUAGCACACUGUGAGCCAGAUUCCUCACCUUGUCUAUAAUGUAUAAACAGAAUCAUAAGUUCUUUAUUUAGAUUUCUGUAAUGGAAAAUCUUAUCCUGUAAAUUCAUGGUGUUACAUACA
Molecule: messenger RNA, 2521 nt
Organism: Benincasa hispida (wax gourd)
Lineage: Eukaryota; Viridiplantae; Streptophyta; Magnoliopsida; Cucurbitales; Cucurbitaceae
Product: ABC transporter F family member 5-like
Molecular function (GO): ATP hydrolysis activity; ATP binding
Source: RefSeq, a predicted model, not a curated record